Messenger RNA from Oncorhynchus tshawytscha (Chinook salmon), 2458 nucleotides. RefSeq names its product transcriptional coactivator YAP1. Gene Ontology annotation, cellular component: nucleus; cytoplasm. Gene Ontology annotation, molecular function: transcription coactivator activity; protein binding; transcription corepressor activity. The record is from RefSeq and is a predicted model, not a curated record. Lineage: Eukaryota; Metazoa; Chordata; Actinopteri; Salmoniformes; Salmonidae. Gene Ontology annotation, biological process: hippo signaling; positive regulation of transcription by RNA polymerase II.
GCCUGAACCAGCAGCGUAUCACCCAGAGUGCUCCUGGUAAGCAGGGGAGCCAGCUGCCUUCCAGCCCACAAAGUGGAGGAGUCAUGGGGGGCAGCAACCAGAUAAAGCUCCAGCAGCUGCAGAUGGAGAAGGAGAGGUUGAGACUGAAACACCAGGAGCUGCUCUGCACCAGACCACAGGAGCUUGCUCUGAGGAACCAACUGCCCACCAGUAUGGAGCAGGAUGGGGGAACCCUUAACCCUGUGUCGUCCCCUGGGAUGGGCCAGGACGCCAGAAUCAUGACCACCAACAGCAAUGACCCAUUCCUCAACAGUGGGACCUACCACUCCAGGGAUGAGAGCACAGACAGCGGUCUGAGUAUGAGCAGCUACAGUGUCCCCCGUACCCCCGACGACUUCCUCAACAGUGUGGACAGUGUCCCCCGAACCCCUGAUGACUUUCUCAACGGUGUGGACGAGAUGGACACAGGGGACUCCCUGCCGGUCUCCAUGGGAACACAGCCCAGUCGUUUCCCUGACUACCUGGACGUCAUCCCGGGGACAGAUGUAGACCUUGGCAUGCUGGAGAACAAGAGCAUGGCCAUGGAGGGGGAAGAGCUAAUGCCUAGUCUACAGGAAGCCUUGAGCUCCGACAUCCUAAACGACAUGGAGUCAGUUCUGGCAGCCACCAAGAUGGACAAGGAGAACUUCCUCACAUGGUUAUAGACCAAGCCGGACCUGGGCCUGCUCCGUUGAUAAGCUAUAGUAUACAACAUCGGUUUACAAACUUUUUUGCUUCUUGACCCACCAAUUGAGGUUGGUGUUUAGUCAUGACCCACCAAUUGAGGUGGGCGUUUAGUCAUGACCCACCACACGAUUUGAGCAGUGGAACAACAUGCUCUGACCCGCAGGUAUAUAGGAGAGAGGAGAGGAGCCUGGGAUGAGCUCCUAUGGGCUCUAUAGGAGAGACACUGCUCUUCACUCCUAUAGUCCACACGUUUACCUGCUGCCUAGUCAAACUCUCAGACCAGUGAACGAUGUGUAGUUGCCUUGAUUAAACCAAUCAUAUCUUCCUCCUUCCUGGAUGUGAAUGAUAUCUGUCAAUCAGGCAGCAUACAUGUUAACAUGGCCGACUGAGGCACUGCUAUUCUGUUGUUUCUAUAUCUUUAUUUUUCUUGUCUGUGUCUUCAAGGCUGGCCUGUGAACACACAGUUUAUUCAAAGGUCCCCGAAUCUUUUCACAUGGCUGGCAUUCUCAAUCUGUCCAUCAUCUUUACCUGGUGCUUGUUUGUUUCUCUACCACACCUUUACAUCUAGGGUGCCUUACCUGCUGGCCGGCAAGGCAAGGGGCUUGCUGCUCUCCUUAUCCCCCAACCUCCACAUCUGAUCUGGGUGGCUGCCUGCCUGUACUCCUCUCACCUUGGCCCCAGGCUUCCUGACAAUAGCAUUCAAGCAUUGUAUUAUCCUGCCUUUUUUUGUUUUAAUUCAUGUAUUUUACAUUGUUGUUUUAAAAAGGUUUUGUUUUUAAUGAUGAGCCUGAGAAAACCCAAAAUGAUAUAUCUGAAGUUGUGUAAAGAACUGUAUUGAUUUGGAAGGUUAGUUUAGGUAUGUUAGGUUAGGGCUUCGCCCCAAAUGGCACAUAUUCCUGACAUAGUACACUACUAUGGCCCCUGGUAGUAGUGCACUAGAUAAGGUAUAGGGUGCUAUUUGGGACCUAGGUUACACAAGCUGAAGUCCCAGUUAGGACAUGUUAGCUCUGUGUGGUGGUGAUGGGGGAUGGGCUGUUGCCUGGAGCCAGGGCCGGGGACCUCGUAUACUAUACUAUACUAUACUCAGUGGUGGAAAAAGGACCCAAUUGUCAUACUUGAGUAAAAAUUAAAGAUACCUUAAUAGAAAAUAUCUCAAGUAAAAGUGAAAGUCACCCAGUAAAAUACUACUUGAGUAAAAGUCUAAAAGUGUUUGUUUUUAAAUCAACUUUAGUAUCAAAAGUAAAAGUAUAAAUCACUUAAUAUUCCUUACAUUAAACAAACCAGACCUCACCAUUUUCUUGUUUUUUAAUUUACAGAUAGCCAAAGGUACACGCCAACAUAAUUUACAAAAGAUGCAUGCGUGUUUACUGAGUCCGAAAUUUGGGGUUUGCUGAGAGGAAGGUUACCACUGCCUCAAAAUGAGCUAUAUCUAGUAACAAAACAGAGGAAAAAGCAAAGCAUUAGUGUUUACUCCGCCCAAAAUCUUCUUCUAUGGUAUAAUGGCGGUGUGCAAAACAUACAAAUCAUUAAAAUCCACACAGAAAAUAUUUACACAAGAAGCAAUCUAAUAUCACACAGUCAAAACUCUCCGUCGUUUAGUUAAGUUCACCAUUCUGCGAUUCUCAAAUCAGAGGCAGUAGGAAUGACCAGGGAUGUUCUCUUGAUAAGUUUGUGAAUUAGACUAUUUUCCUGUCCUGCUAAGAAUUCAAAAUGUAAGGAGUGCUUUUGGGUG